AUGUAUACACAUCAACAAUCACCAUAUCAACAUUCAACAAUAUAUUCUCAACAACAACAACAACAAUCAAAAUCAUCAACAAAUAAUUCAUGUUCAUGUGGUUUUUCAGCUGUUGUGAAUUUACGUUUAGGUUAUUCAUCUGGUUUAUUUUAUGAAGAUGAAAUUGAAAUAACAGGAAUUAAAGCUGAUAUUAAAUAUCGUCAAUUAAAUGAUAAUUUAUCAAUUAAUUUAUUAGAAUUAAUUGAAAAAAAACAAUCAAUAUCAUCACCAUUUGAUUAUUUUAAUAAUCAAAAUUUACAAAAACAAAAUACUCAAGAUAUUCUACAAAAAAUUUUAAAAGAACCAUUUUAUCAAUAUGAAAAUUGGGCUUGUCGAUUAGCUCUUGAUCAAGCACGAAAUAAUGGUAAUGGUUUAAUAGCUGAUGAUAUUGAUAAACAUCAUUGGUUACAUCAAUGGUCAUAUUUAACAUCACCACUUGAUUCUGAUCAACAAUUAAUAACUAUGUUACGUUCAUUACAACCAUUAUUAGUUGAAGCAUUAAAAAAACGUAAUGUUAACGGAUUAUGGAGUACAAUGGAUGGUCCAUUAACAUGGAAAUCUUUUCAUCAAUUAUUAUAUGUACAAAAUCAACAUGCACAUCUUGAAGAAUAA
Molecule: messenger RNA, 651 nt
Organism: Rotaria sp. Silwood1
Lineage: Eukaryota; Metazoa; Rotifera; Eurotatoria; Philodinida; Philodinidae
Source: the annotation of a GenBank genome assembly